Molecule: messenger RNA, 2685 nt
Organism: Periconia digitata
Lineage: Eukaryota; Fungi; Ascomycota; Dothideomycetes; Pleosporales; Periconiaceae
Source: the annotation of a GenBank genome assembly
AUGAUAGCCGCUGGCACUCUUGACUUCUCUUCACCGUCCACUUCCACUGCUCUCGACACUGCUUCCACUCAGAACAACCCUGCAGUCGUUUCUCGACAUCUUGGAAGCCUACCCGCCCCCGAUCCGCUUCGCAACCCUCACCAGAUAUCCCGCACCCGCCCACGGACGACGUCGCGCCUGUUGUUUCUUUCAAGCUGGCGAAUCCCAAGCCCAGGAGACGCGGUCUGGGCCGCGCUUCUCCCGCGCCGCUACCCCAUCGUGAACAACCCCUCGCGAACAACCCUGCCUAAUUCCACCGCCUCUUCCCACGCCCACAUCCAGUUGGUGUCACGCCCUGCCACCGACGACGACACGACUACCAGCGACUACGCUGAGAGCGACUCUCCAUCGUACUGCUCGCCGUCUCUUCAGUCGUCAUUAGCUUCCAGUCAAACCCUCCGCCACCCAAAUCCUGUCAACAACGUCAAGGGCACUUCGUUCGCCGACAUGGCUCGUCGCUUUCUCCAAGAUGACAGGGACCCCUUUGAGCGGCCUGCCCUAGGCCCUCCUGCUACGGCCAAAUUCAUGUCAUUCACCCGGAACCGCCAUGCAAACAAGAACUGGCGCCAAGUUCAAUUUGGUGGUGCCUUGGGCAUUGAUACAAGCCUUGAUAUUCGAGGUGGCGGAGCCGAAGAUAGCUCAUCUUCGCCUGCAGACUCUUCCGACGCUGCUCGCUAUCCAGACAGUGCACUCCCGUCUAAGCUUCAGGAGGCCAGUCUUCGGAGCUUUCCAUCCGGCCACUUCACGUCGCAGCCAGAUGAGACAAGCAUGCGUUCGCCCGUAGCAGCUUUCGGCCGUGGCCCGCCACCCUUGCCUGGUCUUCAUCCUGAAAAUGUCAGCCCCGCCGUCGGUCGCGCCCACGCAGAUCCUCUCAAGUAUUACACCCAAGUAUUCGGAGAGCUUCCUGAUCUCAUACACAUUAGCGAGCAAACUGGACAAUACGACGGCCAGGUCGUCUUUAUCGGCCACCCGAAUCGUAAUGUAUCUGCUCACCAGUGGUUCGCGGAACCCUUCCAGUGGGUCAGCGUUGGCACGUGGAAUCACCUUCACCAGAAGAUCGAAGGCUCUCUUGCUUCUGAUCCACUAUCCACGAUUUAUCCCCAUAACUCUAUCGAGCAAUUCAAAUACCUUGCGCAGGGAAGGGAAAAGCGCCUUCUCGAGGCUGAACCAACCAAGGAAGAUCAGCAGCAGAGGCGCGCAACUAUCAGCUCUUCGGAUACGCCUUCAACGUCGACCAGAGAUAUGAGAAAACUCGGUACAAAGGCACCCAACGGGUCGAGUCCUUCUCAACCUUCCUACAGCAGCGUCGUUGGACAAGUUCUGGAGGAUCCAUUUGUGACGCCCGCUAGACCACGCACUACUAUGGCUCCUUUACCACCAAGUGAUAGAAACAUCACUCAUUCCGGCUUUGGGACCAUGAACUUUAACUAUGAGUUUCCUGCAAAACCAACACCAUCUGUUCACGAUAUUCUCGGCCAGAAUAGAGGCCUCGACUCUCAUCAAUCUGCCGCCCAGAACGACCGGCUUCGAUCUAUCGUGGGACGUGGUAUCGAAGAGCGAGAGCGGUCAACGCCCCCAGGCCUUGGCUUCAGGGACGGUGAGAAAGGUGAAGGAACAGGCGGCGCUCCAUCUGUGCCAGCCGCUCAGCUCAAAGCGAGUGGAGCAGAAAUGGCUUUCUCGCUAGAGGAGCUGCGAAAGCUGAAGACAAAGCUAACAGAACUUGGUGACCCAUCUCGCCAGACUGACCUGCCAGCCGAGCAACGUGUGACGAUUCCAGACAUGCCGAUGCCGAGCACCCACGCCAGCCUUCGAUCUCUAUUUCCGCCCGGUCCAACAGUAGCGAAUCCUUACCGUGGCACGUCGACUUUGAAUGCCCAAGCGCCGCCAUAUAUCCGUCGGCAGACAACUGUUGAGGUUCCCAAGGCCUCAGCCCCAGCAGCAAACCCCGUCACUGAUGUGCCCACCCCGUCCAACCUGAAUUUCAGUGACCCAGAUGGAGUCAGCCAGCGCUUUCACGAGAUAGCAAAUGGCUAUAGCCGGCAGAAACCCACUCCACAGACAUUCAAGGGCCCUUUCUUCACCGAGUCUCAACCCACCACAAACGAUCUCACGGCUUCACUCACUGUGCCCACAAGCAAGGAGGAGAAGCUUGCAAAUUGGUUUCGGGAUGGUCAACGCCCGCAGAGGCAGACGGCGUAUGCACAGAGUCUUGUGGCAGCGGCAGUGUCUAAUGACAAACGCAAUGAUCUCGGUGUCAUCGGGCAGGCCAUGUCUACGCAACGGGCCGAAGCUCGAUACGCGAACACGCCAAUGUUCGUACGUGUUUACGAAAACCUAUUCGAGUACGCAGAUUCUGGGUCUUCAUCCAGUUCUUUUACAAAGGCGUGGAAGCCCGCACCGCAAAGCAUGUGCGACACAUCCCCAGAGGGCAACUCCAGCUUCUUUUCUCAGGACAAAGGUUUGGCAGCAUCUGGAGCCCCCACCCGAUCCAAAAAGGCUGCUUCGCCCAGGCUUGUAGUCCCAUGGCAAGUCAGCCCUUGGGGCCGCGCACCACCGAGGACUCACCUUGAGGUUCCAGGGGCAGCCGCGCGCGGUGACCUCAUACCUUCCAUGUGGGCUCCACUUAAUCGGGAUCCGUGGCAAUGA